AUGGCUCCAGGGAAUCGGUUAUCGCGCGAGGAAAAAGGGAAAGAUAUAGCUACCUCGCCGAGCCCGGCUAGGGAUGCGGACGGGGGUCCGUUGGAGGAUUUCGACAUAAUCCAUCGUGAUGCUCUGCGGGAUACGGAGAACAUGAGCCUUUCCCAGCGUCUUCUGGUCGCUGACGCCCAUAGGCAGUUUCGCGAAGAAAUCGAAGGAAACGUUGAGGACGAGGAUAGAGAGGCGAGUGGUUCUGAAGCGCCUAGCCUUGUCGUAAGACCCAGGAGACGGGCUCAUCGGAGGGGUCGUAUCGACCAGUCAGACCGUCUCCCCGCUCCGAGAAGUGUUCCGUUCGACGAAGUAGACUGCCGUCCUGUGAUAUAUCACCCUGGCGGGAUUUUCGAAGAACUACCUUCGCUGCCUCCCGAAGCGUUACGCGACCCGCGAGUUCAAUCGUGGGGAAACGUUUCCAGUUCCUGUUCUUCCAACGAGACUGUGAAGAAAUUGCUAAGGGAGAGUGGUGGCGCUGGAGUCACCUUCCUCAUUCCGUCAACCGAACAGCGGCCGUGGUCGCCACCGGUUGGUUACCAGUGCGUGUACGAAUCUUACUUCAAGGAUCAGACGAAGCUCUGGUUCCCAAUCCCCAGACUGAUCACGUCUUACGCGUUUCGUCGGGAUAUCGCCAUUUCUCAGCUGCUGAACGGGUCGCUGCGCAUAGCUGUCAUGUUGAUGGUUAUGGCAGCGGAGAUGGAUGUUUCGAUGAGCGUGAGGGUGUUCGAAGAGCUGACUUUCACGAAGGCGGAGCCUAACGGGAUCUUUUCAAUAAAGAUGCGAGCGAGUUACAACGUUUUGACCGGUCAUCCCAACAAGACGCAGGAUUGGCAACGCGCAUACUUCUUCAUUAAGUCCGACGAGCAUGCCUUCGAGGAGCCGCCGGGGGACGAUUAUCGCGUUUUAUGGAAUCAGCAACUUGUUCGUCAUCCCAAUACAAUUGCCUAUCCUGAGAAAUUCUUCGAAACUGCUCAACUGAUCGCGACGCAUAGUCAUCUCAGGUGGCCGGAUCUUAGUCGGGAGUGGAUACGUCGGCAGCAGGCUAGGAUCGCUAGAGUUGAUUGGGAAUCGAGACUUCCUUGUGUACUCGGUCCCCGCAAGUCACGUCUCUCCCUGUUUACUCGGAAACAACAAAAACUCCUUAACCAAGCUAGAAAGAUGGAGGGAGUUCCCGACUUGAGUGCCCUGUUGAAAGGGAAGCUUCAAAUGCUCUCAACGAAGUCAUCUUCUGCCGGUGCCUCAGAAGUCAGGCCCGCCCCCACAGAUGGAGAUGUGAACUCUGAGCCGCCAGCUCAGAGUUCCCCAAAGAAGAAGGCCAAUAAGGCCAAGAAAAGGAGUGUCCCUUCGGAGGAGGUACCAUCUUCUGCUGAUAUCUCCGAAGUCGCGGCUAAGAAGAAGAAGAAAAAGGAGAGCAAGAAAAGGUCUCGUGAGGAGGCUUCUGUUGAGGUUUUGGAGACCUCAACUGCCGCGGGGAAUGAUGAUACGGAAAGAAACGAUCCAACCAAUUCUACUCGGGGAUCGCCUGAGGAACGUCCCAAGAAGAAAUUGAAGAGAAAGACAGCGGAAGACGAUGGGACUUCUGCUCCCGGAAUUCCUUCUAGAAGUGGGGAACCGGCAACCGAAGCCGGAGAUGGCUCACGGGAUGAAUCUCCGUUGAGUAAGGGAGCCCCUUCUUCUUCUGCGAGGGAGACGGGUGCGGGAAGCGGAGGUUCGCUUCCGCGGAAGGCGGGAGGAGGGACUCGCUUCCCGGAUCGCGUAGAGUUCCUUUACGACGAGGCGACUCCGUUGGUUCUGAAUCCACUUCAAUGUGCUGAACUGACCCGUCAGAUCCGUGGUGGAACCAAAGAGUUGCCGCCGAUCGACGACUUAUACUUCAAAAAGGAGUACAUUGACGCGGCUAUGGCGGGCAGACGGAGCGACGGGAGCAUGAAUUAUCUCGUUGAGAAGUACGACAGCACCUUGAAGCAGACGAUGGUCCAGCUGGGCGCCUCGGAGAAGCUCGCACAGACCAGAUUGGGCGUGAUCGAGAGGUUACGUGCUGAAAACAAAAAGGCCUGCGACAAAGCGGCCAAAGAGAAAGAGGUCCUUCGAGUUAAAUUUGAGGAGUUGGAAGACAAACUGAAGUCUGACCGUCUUGCGAAGAAGGACGCUCUACGCGAGAAAACUCGCUUAGAGCGGUUGGUCGCUUCCCUCGAGAAGGAGAAGGCUGAGCUCGAGGGAGAGAGGGACGCUGUCGUCGGAACGCUGGUCAAAGAGAGGCAACGCCUGAGGGACUCUAGGGUUCAGGAGGUCACCCGCGAGAGGAUCAAGGUUCAAACGGCUAUGGCGGACAAGUCUACUCGCUGCGUGGGUAAGAUGAAGGGCUAUCUGGAUCGCCUUAACGCGCUAGAGAAGGCCAAGAAUCUAUACGGGCAGGCUUCAGGAACAAAAAAGUGCCUUGAGAUGAUAAAAGAUAGCGGGGUCGAGAUUCCGCAGAGUAUGAUCAACAUCUUCUCGCAGCAGGAGAAGAUGUAUGAGGCUGAAGUCGCCAAUCUUUACCUCGAGCCAUUCUCUGAGGAUGACUUUGCUCUCUCUCCUCUCAACCUCCCUUCUCGAUUUGUAAGUGAAGAGCUCAUGGGGGUACUCGACCCGUACGGAUCGAAUGUUGGCUUGAUUGGCCACGAAUCGGCUUCCCAGUUGAUUACUUCCCACGAGGCGACCGAAGAUCCAGUCGACGAGCCGAUGGUAGACAUUACUUCCGCUCUGUCGGGGCAUAUUGUCGUUCCCGAAGGAACUGUCGUCGAGGAACGUCCCGACGGAAACGAUCCCGAGGAAGCCGGGGACGCGAUUUAA
This is a messenger RNA of Brassica napus (rape), 2871 nucleotides long. Its product is annotated as meiosis-specific protein ASY2-like. The record is from RefSeq and is a predicted model, not a curated record. The coding region runs from base 1 to 2871 and encodes 956 amino acids. NCBI's taxonomy places the organism in Eukaryota, Viridiplantae, Streptophyta, Magnoliopsida, Brassicales, Brassicaceae. The transcript is spliced from 4 exons.